CCAUAUAUUUUUGUGAAAAUUGUGAUUGUGUUGUUUUUGUACAAAAAAUGAUUACCAUUAUUAAAAUGAAUGAUAACAAAAUAAAGGAAAUCUUGUAGUUGUUUCAAACAUAAAAGCUUUUACAACUUUUACAACAAAGCAUAAAGCGUUCGUAAACUGUGGCGUAUUACUGAAUUCGUUAAAACUUAGAAUUAGAAACAAUUAUUUUAUAUACUGCUAUUUUUAAUUAAUUGUUACAAACAUUUUACUUUUAUUAUGAUAUUGACUUAUACAUGGGACACACAAAGGAUUGAAAACUGAACGAUAUUAUGUAUACAUUUGUGUGGGGUAAUAACCACCUGGGCCUCAGGAAUUUAUGGAAAGUAUGUUUAGCACGACUGGUAUGGUAGCAGCACCGCAGCAAGCGACGGGCCAGGUCGCAUCAAACGGUAGCAUCACCCUACCUAGGUCACACCAUCAAAGACCAGGCCGUCCACCUGCAGCUCCAAAAUCGUAUGACUACUUGUUGAAAGUUUUACUCGUGGGGGAUUCUGAUGUUGGGAAACAAGAGAUUCUGCAGGAUUUAGAGGAUGGUUCUGCUGAUUCACCUUUUUGCAGUGGCAGUGCAUACAAAACAACAACAAUCCUCUUAGAUGGCAAAAGAGUGAAACUUCAACUCUGGGAUACUUCAGGACAAGGCAGAUUUUGUACAAUCAUUCGUUCAUAUUCAAGAGGUGCUCAGGGAAUUCUACUUGUAUAUGACAUAACAAAUAAAUGGUCCUUUGACAGUAUUGACAGGUGGCUUGAAGAAGUUGAAAAGCACGCCCCAGGAGUACCAAAGGUGCUAGUGGGUAAUCGGUUGCACUUAGCAUUUAAACGACAAGUACAAGAACGCGACGCUGAAAUGUAUGCAGCUAAAAAUCACAUGGCCUUUUUCGAAGUGAGUCCGCUCUGUGACUUCAAUAUAAGGGAAAGUUUUUGUGAGCUCUCGCGGAUGGCUCUACAUCGUAAUGGCAUGGAGCGAUUGUGGAGGAGCAAUAAAGUCCUCAGUCUCCAAGAGCUAUGUUGCCGUGCGAUCGUAGCACGAACAUCCGUAUACGGACUCGAAAGACUUCCAUUACCGAGCACGCUCAAGUCUCAUCUCAAGUCGUAUGCGAUAUCAGCCGCUCCUUCGAGACAUCGCGCUAGGCCCUCGAAACACUCGCACCAUACACGACUCAACUGUACUGGGAGAAAUUCUUGCAGUAUCACAUAAUGGUUAGUUAAAAAUGGCAUUAAUUAACAAAUUAUUAGACUUUUCGGUAGUUUUCAAAUUUGUUCAACUUUCCGUAAUUCUUAAUUUUGUUAUAUAAAUGAAUGACAUCAAUGAUAUAUUAAAAACUUUCUAUGACGUUCUCGAAGUUUAUUAUAAGAACAGAUUGAAUAUGAAUUUGACUACAUUUGUACGAAGAAUUUGAACUUUUUAUUCCACUAAUUUGUCUAAUGUAUAUUGUAAGCGUUUGCGUCGAACAGUCAUUAUAAUAUUAUAUCCCCAUUUUGUAGCGCCCUGCUUCUAAAUUUGUAUUAAAAUAUUUUAUAGACUGAAUUUGUAUCCCCUUAAUAAACAAUUCUACCUUAGAAUUGU
Messenger RNA from Pieris napi, 1603 nucleotides. It is a transcript of the gene Rab40, whose product is annotated as ras-related protein Rab-40C. Gene Ontology annotation, biological process: intracellular signal transduction; protein localization to plasma membrane. Gene Ontology annotation, molecular function: GTP binding; GTPase activity. The transcript is spliced from 5 exons. Gene Ontology annotation, cellular component: plasma membrane; endosome; synaptic vesicle. Bases 356 to 1234 code for a protein of 292 amino acids. NCBI's taxonomy places the organism in Eukaryota, Metazoa, Arthropoda, Insecta, Lepidoptera, Pieridae. The record is from RefSeq and is a predicted model, not a curated record.